Molecule: messenger RNA, 3325 nt
Organism: Eublepharis macularius
Lineage: Eukaryota; Metazoa; Chordata; Lepidosauria; Squamata; Eublepharidae
Gene: PLCD1
Product: phospholipase C delta 1
Exons: 15
Coding region: 264-2621 (785 amino acids)
Biological process (GO): phosphatidylinositol-mediated signaling; lipid metabolic process
Molecular function (GO): calcium ion binding; phosphatidylinositol-4,5-bisphosphate phospholipase C activity
Source: RefSeq, a predicted model, not a curated record
GCCUAAUGCAAGCGCAGGAUCGUCUCUCUGCCAGUCUUUAGCGUAUCCACCUGCCUGCCAGUACGAGAGAGCAAGGGGUUACCAAACAUCACACCGCUGUACCUUGGAAGCCAGCUGUCUGCUCUCCCUCCUCCCUCUUCAGCCUCUGGAACUCUUUUUCUCCCAGCUGAACAACGAGGACGUUGUGGGAUCCUGGAGUGAUCAAGAAACCGGGUGAUUCUCCCUGAUGCCCAUCCAAAUUGGAGCGCCUCUCUUGGAGGGCCAUGCAGUGUUUUUUGAGAGCCCCCAAGCUCAACAAAUCCCAGGAGAACGUCUUACUGGAGGAGAGCCAGAAAGUAGCAGCUUUGAAUGGGAAACGACUGGGUUUACAGGAUGACAACGACCUCAAGUUCCUCCUGAGGGGGAGCCACCUCCUGAAGGUCAAGUCCAACUCGUGGAGGCGAGAGCGUUUCUACAAGCUCCAGGAGGACUGCAAGACCAUAUGGCAGGAGUCCAAGAAGAUGCUGAGAUCACCCGAGUCGCAGCUCUUCUCCAUAGAGGAUAUCCAGGAUGUGAGGGCAGGCCAUAAGACAGAAGGGAUGGAAAAAUAUGCCAAGGAUGUCCCUGAAUAUCGCUGCUUUUCUAUCAUCUUCAAAGACCAGAGGAAAAACCUGGACCUCAUAGCCAGCUCUGAGGUGGAUGCGAACCACUGGGUGGCCGGCCUGGGAAAGAUCAUUGCGAAGACCAACUCCAUGAGUCAGAGGCAGAAACUACAGCACUGGAUUCAUGCCUGUUUGCGGAAGGCGGACAAGAACAAAGAUAACAAGAUGAGCUUUAAAGAGCUCAAGAACUUCCUGAAAGAAGUCAACAUCCAAGUAGAUGACAACUAUGCCCGGCAAAUCUUUGAGCCCUGGCUCAGGUUACAACUUAUAAAGAAGUUUCACCUCUGCUCUCUGUGUUCACAGCAAUGUGACACAUCUCAAACAGACACCUUGGAAGAUGAUGAAAUAGAAGUCUUCUAUAAGUUACUGACCGAGCGGGAAGAGAUUGACCAGAUCUUCUCGCAAUAUUCUGAUGCUGAACAGAUCAUGUCUCUAGACAACCUGGUGAGAUUCCUCCAAGAAGAACAGCGUGAGGAAGAUGCAGGACCUGAGCUGGCACGCUCUCUGAUCGAGAGAUAUGAACCCAACGAAACCAUCAAAAAGGAGCUGGCCAUGACGAAAGAUGGCUUCCUGAUGUAUUUGCUGUCAGAUGAUGGAAAUGUCUUCGAUAAGGCACACCGCCAAGUGUACCAGGACAUGACAAAACCCCUCAGUCACUAUUUUGUGUCCUCUUCACACAACACCUACCUCAUGGAAGAUCAGCUGACAGGGCCCAGCAGUACAGAGGCCUACAUCAGAGCUCUGACUAAAGGCUGCCGCUGUGUUGAACUGGAUUGCUGGGACGGCCCUAAUUCGGAGCCAGUGAUUUACCAUGGCUAUACCCUCACCUCCAAGAUCCUCUUCUGUGACGUCAUAAAAGCCAUUAAGAACUAUGCUUUCAAGACCUCUCCUUAUCCCGUCAUCCUGUCCCUGGAGAACCAUUGCAGCAUAGAGCAGCAGAAGACGAUGGCCCACCAUCUUCAGACCAUCUUGCAAGACGCGCUGCUGUUGGCCCCUCUUGAUUCCAACAAGUACUUACCUUCACCGGAGCAACUGAAGGGGAAGAUUCUCAUUAAAGGGAAAAAGCUGAGUGCAGAGGCUGAAGAGGUCUCCGAUGAGGAUGAAGCGGCUGAAAUGGAAGAUGAAUCUGUGAAGAUUGAAGUCGAAAGCAAAAAGACGACGGACAAACUCAAGCUUGCCAAACAGCUGUCGGACACCAUCGUCUAUUGCAAAAGUGUCCACUUUGAAGGUUUUGAUGACUCCAGUCCCCGGCCCUUCAAUGAGAUGGCAUCCUUCAGUGAAAGCAAAGCUCUAAAGUUAGCCCAGGAGUCUGGAACCAGCUUCAUCCAUCACAACCUCAAGCAACUAAGCAGGAUCUACCCAGCAGGAUGGAGGACGGAUUCCUCUAACUAUAAUCCCAUUGACAUGUGGAAUGUGGGUUGCCAGAUAGUUGCUCUGAAUUUUCAGACCAAGGGUACAGAAAUGGACAUGUACCAAGGCCUAUUUCAAGAAAACGGCUUUUGUGGUUAUGUCCUAAAACCAGACUUUCUUCAAGACCAGAACUCUAAAUUCAAUCCCAAACACAUCACGGAAGGGCCAUGGCGGACGCGGAAGAAAUUGCAAGUUAAGGUCAUCUCCGGCCAGCAGCUGCCCAAGGUGAACAAAAGCCAAAACUCCAUUGUUGACCCGAGGGUGAUUGUCGAAAUCCACGGCGUCCAGCGGGACAAUGACAAGAAACAGACGAGAGUUAUCGACAACAACGGUUUUAACCCAAACUGGAAAGAAACAUUUGAAUUUGAGAUUGACGUUCCCAAGCUUGCUCUGGUUCGUUUCAUGGUGGAAGAUUUCGACGCGUCGACAAAAAAUGACUUUAUUGGGCAGUUCACCACCCCUUUCACGAGCCUAAAGCAAGGUUACCGGCACAUUCACCUCUUGACAAAGAACGGAGACUCGUACCCAUCCGCCACCCUCUUUGUGCACAUCAAUAUUCUGGAUGCUUAGCAGGGAUGCAGCCAUCUUCUCUGACCACUCGGGGGGGGGGUCUGUCUUCAUGUUCCUAAUGAACUUGGAUUCCCAGGCUGGAAGAAAAACUCUGAACUCUCCCCUGCUUUUCAGCUCCUGCAGGAUUUGUAGAGACCUCAGCAGCCCCACCCACCCUCUUAAAUGCGCGAAGGGGACUUUUCUGCAUUUAGGUCUGACAAAUGCUGCACAAACUUCUUUAUGUAGCAAAUUCCUUACAUGGGAGGCACAGUUUGAAAACACGCCUGCCCCCCAAUCGAAGCUGCUGUUUCCGGGGGAAGAGAAAAGAGGGGCCCCGCAUUCAAGUUAACUUAGCAAUAAAUUCACUUCGGUGGCUGUUACUUUAGCCCUGCAAGGCUAAAAAGUACAUUUUCUGGCUUGUUGUCCAAGCCUUUAUCUAAACUGCAGCAUGGGGCCAAGCAACCCCAGAUUUACAUUUGAGCCAUCUGCUCUGGGGCCUCAUUUGCAGGUUUCUGUCUCUGUCUUCUCCUUUGUUUGGCUGAUGAUGUCUGCCUGCUUUGGGCUGUGAAUCAAGGCAAUAGUCCUUUCUCAUCUUAGUUUUCAGGGGUAUUUUUAAAAGCCAGGUUUCUGGCUCUUAUGAUGGGUAAGAGGCACUUGGAUGUAUAGAUCCAGAGGAGUUAGCCGUGUUAGUCUGUAAUUGCAAAAUAGUAAAGAGUCCAGUAGCA